Vespa velutina is the source of this 3628-nucleotide messenger RNA. RefSeq names its product mucin-5AC-like (gene sty). The transcript has 3 exons. Gene Ontology annotation, biological process: animal organ development; negative regulation of fibroblast growth factor receptor signaling pathway; negative regulation of Ras protein signal transduction. Gene Ontology annotation, cellular component: membrane; cytosol. The coding region runs from base 1 to 2679 and encodes 892 amino acids. The record is from RefSeq and is a predicted model, not a curated record. NCBI's taxonomy places the organism in Eukaryota, Metazoa, Arthropoda, Insecta, Hymenoptera, Vespidae.
AUGUGUGUUAUACGUUGUCGUAAGACGGCGCUGUUAGAAAGGAGAGGAAGAGGAGAAGGAGAAGAAGGAAGUGUGGUAGUUCGAUUAGAACGAAGAAGAAGAAAGAAGAAGAGGAGGAGGAGGAAGAAGAAGAAGAAAAAGAAGAAGUGUGUUUGUUUGUUUGUUUUGUGUCGCGAAAAAAGUGCCGAAAGUGUGGAUACCUUGAACUCGAAGUCGCGUACGGCGCUGCCACUGGCGGCCCUGCUGCCAUCAUCAUCAUCAUCAUCAUCAUCAUCGUCAUCAUCGUCAUCAUCGGCCCUGCUGCCACCGGCGCUUCCACCAAGAGGAAGGCAGCAACAGCUCCCUUGCCGCCCCCCGCCCAUCCGUUCAUCCAUCACCGGUGUGCUGUGCGGGCCGACGACGAAAACGACGAAGACGGCGCUGCCGCCGCCGCCGCCGCCGCCGACGACGACGACGACGACGACGACGACGACGAUAACAACAACGACGACGACGACGACGACGACGACGACUGCGACUGCGACUGCAACAGCGACAGGGACUACGACAACGACGACGUCGACGACGAUUACAACAAUAACGACGACGACAAACGCGAGCAGGACGACGUUGCCCGCAGCCCACCAAGGCGAGCCGUCCCUCGUACCGCCUCACUAUCCUGCGCCUCCACGGCCCCCGACUAGAAACGGUGGGGAUGAAGCGCGUGUCGCGAGGGCGAGGGGAAGCGGACGCGGAGUAUUACCGAGUACCAUCCUUGCUAAUGGAACGCCCCCGUCGAGAGUGCCACCACCUCGCGCGGGCUGGGCUGUGCGUAUCACGACAACAACACUCCAACAGCAGCAACAGCAACAGCAGCAGCAGCAGCAGCAGCAGCAGCAGCAGCAGUGUACUACGCCGAUUCUUCCAGGUAGUAGAAGGACAGCAACACCGACGAACGGUGUUCAACGAUGGGCUAGCGGGCAGGCGACGUUGUCUUCGUCGAGUGCAUCACUGGCGAGCGGGGGAGGAGAAGAAUCAAUCCUACCGAGUGUACUCCGAGGAGGAAACGGAGUUCAACAGCAACAGCUACAGUUACAGUUACAAUUACAGCAGCAGCAGCAACGACAAAACUACCAGCACCAGCUGGAGGAUCGUAGGGAGAACGAGGAGGAGUUGGAGGCGACGAAGAAGGAGGAGUACCGUCCUCCUCAUCAGAGACAUCAGCAAGGGGACAGUUUUGAACUGAGAGGUCGGCAGAUGUCGCAGAAGAAUGCGAUACCGGGGCUCUCGCGGGCUGCCGUCGUCAAUGGCGUCGUCGACGGCGAGCAUGUACGCGUCCACGACCAUAAUCGACCGUUCCCACCUCCAAGAACGUCCCCGUCGAAUACAGGGACGACGAAUACAGGAACGACAACAACAGCAACAACGACAGCAGCAGCAGCAACGACGACGACGACGACGACGACGACGACGGCGUCUUCGAUGUCGACGACAACGACGGCCCUGAGGAUACCACUGACGGCACCGUUGGCACCCCUUUCCUCCUUGAGUUCCUCCUUCAGGAGUAGGCCGACGAGUAACGUGCGAACUCCGCCAGCUCAGAGCUUCGAAUCGUCACCGCCUGCGCCCACCUUGCAAACUGGUGUUACCCCGAGAAAUCUUUUAACACCUACCUCGAUGGACGUUCCCACUCCGCCAAGGAGCCCGCUUGGCGAAGUUAGCUUGGCUACACCGAGACCGGACGGUGAGAGGAUAAUCAACGAAUACGUUGAGACACCGUUCAAGCAACAAUCCAAUGUCGUUGAACGUCGUCUCGACGGUAUCGUCCUAGUCGACACCAUCGACGGCAAACGUUCGGGUAACGAUUGUCCGAAAAAAGAGAGGGCAAGGUCGCGAGGUAAGCAUACCACGGAUAGUGGCAUACCGAGCCUUCAUCGAGCCGUCAUCAACAAUACCAGCGGUUCUAGGCGUCGUGGUUUAGACGCGAGCAAUCCAUCGGGUAUCAUUCUGUCGGGUGCGACCUCGACGAUUAACACGACUCCUGCUACGAUUCGGAUACUGAGGGAGGGAGGCGACAGGAGGGCCGUGACGAAACAACCGGUCUCCUUUACAAAGGAACCAGCGAAUACCCUUGGCUCGAGGACCUACGACCCGGCCAGUCUCUCGAUCAUCUGCGAAUAUUGCGGGAGGUGUCGUUGCGAAUCUUGUCGGGAACCACCCCCAUUACCUAGCAGGUGGCUCUGCAAUAAUUCCUGCCUUUGUUCCGCCGAGACUGUACUCGAUUAUGCUUCAUGUCUGUGUUGCGUUAAAGGACUCUUUUAUCAUUGCGUCGAUGGCAAUGGCGGAGGCAGUGGACCUGGUAGCGGUGCAACCGGGCCUUCCUCGAUGGACGUCGACAAUGGGGAGAGUUGUGCCGAUCAGCCAUGUUCUUGCACCGGCAACAGGACCCUAUCGAGAUGGGCCUGUCUCAGUGCUUUAACCCUAGCGAUGCCUUGUUUACUUUGCUAUUGGCCGCUUAAGGGUUGCGUAGCCGUUUGCGAGGCAUGUUACGCGCGGCACGCCUCGCAGGGCUGUCGAUGUGAACCCGGUGUAUUAACAGGGAGCAACACCUCGAGCAGGCAUCAUGCAAUAGCCAACGACACAGGUUAUUCCAGGGAUCCGGAGAAAAGGCUACUCGAUCCAGUAACCCCGGAACUCUGAACCACAAUCAAUCACCCUCCGAUUUUUUAAUCCUGUAAAUCUUCUAUACUGGACUCACACCUUCGGGGGUGGGGUGGAACGGGGAGAAAGGGGAAGGGAAGGGGGACGAUGGUGGUGCGAUAUGCGCAUUGCGUUAAGUACAAGAGUUGCAUUUAAGUCCGGAAUUCGAACGUUUUUACACCGACAAAAUAAAUUACUAUUAAACUAUUACUAUUAUUAUUACUAUUAUUAUUAUUAUUAUUAUUAUUAUUAUUAUUAUUAUUAAUAUUAUUAUUAUUAUUAAUAUUAUUAUUAUUAUUAUUAUUAUUAUUAUUAAUAUUAUUAUUAUUAUUAUUAAUAUUAUUAUUAUUAUUAUUAUUAUUAUUAUUACAACUAUAUCGUAACGUCUGAUCACGCCGCGAGUGUUUUAUUUAUUAUUCUUUCACGUGCGAGAAUGUAUACAUACACAUGUACGUAUGAGAGGGACGUUUGCUUAUAUGUGCGUGCACGCGUGCGUGCAUGAGUGUCUUGACAUUUAUAUGUAUGUGUGAGUAUGCCUGCAUGGGAGAAGAAGAGAAAGAUGGAAAGAGAUGGAGAGAGAGAGAGGGGGUAGAGGAAGAGGGAGAGAGAGAAAGAGAGAUAGGCGAGAGGGAUUAGAAUAUGAGCAACAUACCACUUACGAUUUAGGGAGAGAGCUAACUUGUAUACACUAUGAAAAUGUAAAAGGUUUAUGAGGGCAAACUAUUGCGCAUUGGUGUGUGCGCAUCGGCUCGAAAAAAAAAAUUUCAUAUAUUUAAAUAUUUGUAUAUUGUAUAUUAUGUUUUGUAUAAAGGAUCAUCUUUUCUACGAUUAAUUUAUUCGCGAAUAUAUUGCCAAAUAUAUAUAGUUGAAUGCGUAGCACGUAUGUAUGUGUGUGUGUAUAUAUAUAUAUAUAUAUAUAUAUAUAUAUAUAUAUGAUAGAAGUGUUGAG